Molecule: messenger RNA, 280 nt
Organism: Hyphopichia burtonii NRRL Y-1933
Lineage: Eukaryota; Fungi; Ascomycota; Pichiomycetes; Serinales; Debaryomycetaceae
Exons: 1
Coding region: 85-258 (57 amino acids)
Source: RefSeq, a predicted model, not a curated record
AAAACAAUUGGAAGAAAUAGGAAACCAGGAAAAAAAAAUCGAAAAAAGAGGGAGUAUCGAAAAAAGAGAAGGAAGAAUUUGUUGAUGGAAGUAAAAUACAACAAAAGACAAAAAAAAAAAAUAAUAAAAAGCACUCAGAAUACAAUUCCAGCACAAGCACAGUUCCAGCACGUCUGUCUGUCCACAUUUGCCUACACAGCGUUUGCUUGUAUCGCACACCCCCCAACCCCAGUGGUGGCUACUACACACCCGCCGUAGCUACAUGGACUCGCUGGUUCGG